AUGUCGAUACCAGCAAGACUCUUGGCAACAAAACUACGUCGUCGCGUUCCACCAUUUCCACCAUCACUCUUCCAUUUAUACACUCAUUUAUCCUCCUCUCCUUCAAAUUCCUUAUUCUCCAGCUCAUCGCAUAAUCACCGUCAUGGUUAUCAAAAUCUCUACUUUCGAAACCCCCAUUUGUUGUUCUCUCGCUCCUUCUCUGCGCAGCCCGAUAUCUCCGAUUCAGGGGAGCCUAUUCUUCCGGUUCGUGCCCUGAUUUCAGUGCUAGACGGUUAUCACGAUUUCACUGGCUUCCCUUGGUGGAUAGUAAUUUCGUCAUCCACAAUGAUAAUGAGACUCUCGUUGUUUCCCAUAGUUGUAUUGCAACUUAAAAAGUUGAAGAGGAUUGGAGAGCUGUUGCCUAAAUUGCCACCCCCAUUGCCACCACCCCUCUCAGGACAACGUUUCAGAGACCAAAUAACGCUUUUUUGGAAGGAAAAACAGGCCGCUAGGUGUCCUUCAUUUUUUUGGUUUUUCUCAUCAGUUGCUGUACAGGUCCCUUGCUUUUUCUUGUGGAUCAUGAGCGUUCGAAGAAUGUCUCUGGAGCAUCACUCUGGUUUUGAUUGUGGAGGAACUUUAUGGUUCCAGAACUUGACUGAAUAUCCACAUGGUGGUUUGGGGCCAAUCUUCCCUUUAAUGAUUGCCGGUUUACAUUUCGCUAAUGUUCAGAUUUCUUUUCAAAAAUCAUCACUCCAAAGGUUGCCUGGCAUCGUGGGAACACUAGCGAAGUAUUACAAGAUUUAUUUGCAACUGCUGACAAUGCCUAUUAUGUUCAUUACUUUCAAUGUUCCCCAGGGAAGUUUGGUUUACUGGCUUACAAAUAGUUCUCUAACUCUGAUACAGCAAUUAUGUCUCGGUCAUCCCAACAUUCGUGAGAAGUUAGGGCUACCUGAAAUAAAAGCUUCUGCAGUAGCUCCAAGUAACAAAGAAAGAGAGAAAAUUGGAGUAGCAGAAACUGAUAUUAUAUCAACAAAGAAGGGAAAAAUCUCCGUUCAAAACCUAUCACCUGAAGAACUUGUAGCUCUUUCUGUCAAAGUCUUGACUGAUGGACAUAAAGACAGGGCAAUACCUUUGCUAAGACUUUCUCUUGACAAGGAUCCUGGGUAUGUAAGAGCUCUGCUUCUCAUGGGACAGAUACUGUUACAAAAGGAAGAACUUGCUGAGGCUACUGAGUUCUUAGAAAGUUCCAUUUCAAAGCUCCUUGCCGCCGGCCAUCCAACAGAAGUUGAAGAUGUUGAUCUUUUGAUUCUGUCAUCACAAUGGGCUGGUGUUGCUUGUAUUCGGCAGGGGAAGAUUGAGGAAGGUCUCCUACACCUAGAAAGAAUACCUGAACUGAAAGAACCUGUGGAUACAAAAAGUAGAGCUCAUUAUUACGACGGUUUACUACUCCUUUCAAGUGCAUUAAUCAACGUGGGACGCAAAGCUGAGGCCUUGAAGCACUUGCGCAAAGCCAGUGCUUAUGAUUCUUCUUACGAUAAAUAUCUAAAAGAUGCUGAAAAUGAUGAGGACGAUUUUGUCAGUGAUCUUGCGAACACCAGGAGAGGAGAUCUUUGA
Fraxinus pennsylvanica is the source of this 1593-nucleotide messenger RNA. Lineage: Eukaryota; Viridiplantae; Streptophyta; Magnoliopsida; Lamiales; Oleaceae. The record is from the annotation of a GenBank genome assembly.